AUAUGUUUAUGUUUUCUUAAUUGGGCACAGCUGAGUUAAAGUGAAAAUACAAAACAAAUUAUUUUAGUUUUUAAUAGUUCUCAGGGUUUUGCUUGCGAAGUGUGUAUGAAAUCGAACAAGUUUCUGUUUAUGUUCUUAAAAAAUUAUGUAAUUUGUUCCUACAGAGAGAAACAUUUUAGGGUUCUAAAUGUUCCCCCGAAUUUUUAGAUCCGACACGGAAAAUGUUGCUGCUAACCGGAAACGUCAGAUCGAUACAUUAAAAAUUUUUAAUGACAAUGUGACGGAGCUGCAGGAAGACGCAGAGUACCAGGUGGAGUUCACGGCGGCUGGGGCUCCCAUGGCCGUCCUGGUGACCCUGGGCCCGGACUUCCCCCUGGAGAAGCCCGUCCUCAAGAUCACGCCGCCCGUGGUGCACCCCUGGGUCAGCGACCAGGGGGAGAUCACGUCGGCUCCCGGACUGCUGAACUUCACGGUGCACUCGGACCUGGGCCGGGUCGUUCAGGCCAUCAUCGGCGAGUUCAGCCGCAACCCGCCCUCGCUCUCGAGCGAAGCGGCCGCCGGCGUCAACCACCGGGGGUCGGACAGAGCGACGAGCGACCAGAGCUCACCCGCGCCGGCGCCGCCCUGGGGCCCGGGCGGCGGGGCCGGUCCCCGGGGACCCGCCCUCUUCCCGGAGCUGCUGGACCUGGGCACGGAGGAGCUGAGGGCGCUGGACGCCAGCGCGGACCGCCGGGAGGCCUUCCUGCGCGGCCUGCCGCAGACGAGCGCGCUCGACGCCCAGGUCGCGAGCACGAUGGCCGGCACGGAGGAGCUCGCCAAAGGGAAUCUUGCUCGACGGCCGGAGCUGGAGAGGCUGAGGGAAAGCAUCGCUGACAAGAUGGAGACCUUGCGUGCUCUGAAGAACUCUUACGAUUCAUUGAGUCAGGAUUACCAAAGAAUAUCUGAGAAAUAUGCACCAGAAAAUAUUAGGGACUUGUUGCGUCUCGCUGCGGCAGAGUGCGAUGAGGAGACGGACAGGCUGGCAGAGCGGUUCCUCGCGUCGAACAUCGACGUCGACGAGUUCGUCAACGUCUACAUAGAGAAGAAAAUGCUUAGCCAACUGCGAAAAACGAAAGAAGAGAAGCUGACGAGCCAACUGAAGGAGCUGCAAAGGGCCGGGUACUGAAUGCAGAGUGAGGUGCGAGUCUCACGUGUUUGCAGCUGGCAUGAUUGACUUGCUGUCGUCUGCAGUUUCGCACCAACUCACCUGUUCCUAGAACUACUGUUGUAAAUAUAUUAUAUACAUCCAGUAA
Molecule: messenger RNA, 1292 nt
Organism: Bacillus rossius redtenbacheri
Lineage: Eukaryota; Metazoa; Arthropoda; Insecta; Phasmatodea; Bacillidae
Gene: Vsp37A
Product: vacuolar protein sorting-associated protein 37A
Exons: 7
Coding region: 188-1165 (325 amino acids)
Biological process (GO): ubiquitin-dependent protein catabolic process via the multivesicular body sorting pathway; protein targeting to vacuole; protein targeting to membrane
Cellular component (GO): ESCRT I complex
Source: RefSeq, a predicted model, not a curated record